AUGACUAAAUUACUAUUGUAUUUUAUAUAUUAUAUAUCUCUUAUUGUUCCUUUUGUAAAAUGUCAAAUCGAUAAACAAUUGUUAUGGGUAGAACCAAUAGAAAAUCUAAAAUUAGAUAUCGCAAAGCGAUCCAAUGUAUUCUUUGAAAAGAGAGAAAUAUCACCCAAUGUAAAAUAUCGUCCUACGGCACACACAUUAAAACAUGACGAUUCAUUUCGUUUAUCACUAGAGGCUUAUAAUAAAACAGUUUAUUUACAUCUCAUUCCUAAUCUCGAUCUAUUUCAUCCUGAGGCUGUCUUUCAUUUUAACGGCAAGUCAGUCAAAAUUAAUCCCGAGGAUUAUCAAGUAUAUCAUGGUUAUGCGGUAGAUGAAAUGUAUACUGAUCAUUGGUGGUUAAAUGGCUUAUUAGAAGAAGAUAUGGAUAAUCAACCUGGUAUAUUAGGAUCAGCUAGAGUCAUUGUUCGAAAUGAUAUCAACCAUAAUCUUAAUUAUCCAUUGUUUGAAGGCACGUUUAAUAUGUAUGGAGAUAUACACCAUAUUAAAUUAAAAGAAAAUUAUCAUUUAACAAAGAGAACGGAUGAUGUACAAGCAACAUCAAGCAAUGCUCAUAUGAUAAUUUAUCGUGAUUCUGACAUGAUAACCCGACAAAGUGAAAGCGGAAAUUGUGGUUUUGAUAGAUUAUCAAAUACUCAAAUAAAAUAUAAUCCUUUUGAAGUUGUAGAUAAUCAUAUGAAAUUUGCUGCUGCUAUACAAACUAAUAAUAAGCUCUCGUUACUAACUAAACGUGCUCCUACUGGCUGUCCCACUACAAAGAAAGUACUUUAUAUGGGAGUCGCUGCAGAUUGUACAUAUGUUAAAUUUUAUCAAUCAGCCGAUAAUGCACGUAUGCAAAUCAUCAAUGAUUGGAACUCAGUUAGUUCUGUCUACGGAAACACUUUCAAUGUUAAUAUUGGUUUAAUCAAUAUCACAUUGAUGGAUACUACUUGCCCCAGUACUCCGGUUAGUUCUGUAAACUGGAAUCAAGCCUGUUCUACGAGAUAUUCUAUUUCAAGUCGAUUAAGUGAUUUUAGCAAAUGGAGAGGUUCUAUUGGUGAUGACGGUGCUGGCUUAUGGCAUCUAAUGACAAACUGCGCUACAGGUGCUGAAGUCGGUAUUGCAUGGAUGUCACAAGUGUGUAAUACAGGUAGUAUUCAAUCUAGUACGACGGGUGAAUAUACUUCUGGAACUGGUGUUUCAUCUAUUAUUCGUGAUGAAUGGAAAGUUGUUGCUCAUGAAAUUGGUCAUGGCUUUGGCGCAAUUCAUGAUUGUACAUCAUUAUCUUGUCCUUGUUCUGGAUCAAGCUGUAACUGUUGUCCAUAUAGUUCGACUCAAUGUGAUGCUCAAGGAAAAUACUUUAUGAAUCCUACCAGCAAUGCCUCAUCAGAUGCUUUUUCCCCUUGCAGUAUUAGUACUAUUUGUAAAUCUAUGCCCGAAUUUAUGUCUUGUUUGUUAGAACCUGGAUCUAAAAAUAUAACUACUUUGAAGCAAUGUGGUAAUGGUAUAAAGGAGGAAGGUGAAGAUUGUGAUACAGGUGGGGAACCCAGUAAUUGUUGUGAUCCUUCUACUUGUAAAUUUAAAGCAGGAGCAGUCUGCGAUGAUUUUAAUGAUCUUUGUUGCAAUAAUUGUCAACUACGACCUGCUAAUUAUACGUGUCGUCCUGCUUCAACAGAAUGUGAUAUUGCAGAGGUAUGCUCGGGAACAUCAGGUGACUGUCCUCCUGAUAAAUAUAAGGAUGAUAUGACAAGUUGUGGAAAUGGUCUUCAAUGUGCAUCAGGGUUAUGUACCUCUCGUGAUGCACAAUGUAUUGCUCGUGGUUCAACUUAUGAUAUAACGAAAGCAUGCGGGGCUGAUAAUGGAUGUCAAGUUACUUGUCAAGAUCCUCGUUCAGCAUUAGCAUGUAUUCAAUUCCCUGGUUAUUUUGUAGAUGGUACACCUUGUGGUAUUGGUGGUGUUUGUAAAUCAGGUCAAUGCAAUACAGACAAUUUUGGUAAUAAUGUCAAGAAUUGGAUCAAUAGUCAUAUGCAAAUUGUCAUUCCAGUGGCUAUCGUUGUUGGAUUACUCUUAUUGUUUUGCUUAUUCAGAUGUUGUUUCUAUCCUAACCGACAUGGAUAUAAUAAUAUGGCAACUACUAAGGCUGUUGUCAUUCCUGUUCAGCAAACCCCUUAUUCACAAUAUAAUAGUGCUCAACCUCCUUAUUAUCCACCCCCUCCGCCUGUUGUAGGAACACCAGGUAAUGGAAAUAAUCAAAGAUAUUAUACACCUCCUCCUCCUACCGGAUGGGUAGAUCCAGCAUUAUACAAUGGCAAUUCUUAUGGACCCCAACAGCCACUUCCGGCCUAUACUCAGACUUCGGAUCAACUCCAUAACACAUAUGAGUUAAAUAAUGCAAAUCAAUGGCAGAAUAAUACUAAUCAUGGUACGGAAGUUACUGGUAGUCCCUCUAUACCAACUUCAGCUCCUCCACCUUCUUAUCAUAACACAUCAGCUCCUACACCUCCUACUUCACAUAAUAAUAAUAAUAAUGGUCAAAGAACCUAUAACGAAGUUAUUCUCUAA
This is a messenger RNA of Cokeromyces recurvatus, 2595 nucleotides long. RefSeq names its product Metallo-peptidase family M12B Reprolysin-like-domain-containing protein. Bases 1 to 2595 code for a protein of 864 amino acids. Gene Ontology annotation, molecular function: metalloendopeptidase activity. The transcript has 9 exons. Gene Ontology annotation, biological process: proteolysis. The record is from RefSeq and is a predicted model, not a curated record. NCBI's taxonomy places the organism in Eukaryota, Fungi, Mucoromycota, Mucoromycetes, Mucorales, Mucoraceae.